Messenger RNA from Physcomitrium patens, 814 nucleotides. Lineage: Eukaryota; Viridiplantae; Streptophyta; Bryopsida; Funariales; Funariaceae. The record is from RefSeq and is a predicted model, not a curated record.
CGGGUUGAAUUCAGCAUUCAAACAGUCAAUUGUUAAAUUGACUGCAAAUUCGGGGAUUCUUCUAAUAUUGGGUACGCAGUUACUCGAUAUCUCACAUAUUCUGGAUUGUCGGCGAAGUUCUUGCUGCCGAUAAUUUCAGUGACCGUCGCACGCGAGAUUCGGGAAGAAGGAGUUCUCAAAAAGAACCAGGACGAUCAUGGAUGAAUUCAUCUGGAUUGCGAUAAGUGAGAGGGCCUCUGCUAGGACGAUAUCCUGCGCCAAGUAUAAACGCAGGCUUUGCAUCAAAAGUGUUCAUCAGUUCCAUUCGCAUCGGCCUUGAGUUGCAUUGCCGAAGUCGAGUACUGCAACAGUAUCUCGUGGUCCAUUGCGAAGCUCCAUUUCCUGGGAGAAGAUGGCCAAGCCAUCAGCUGCCCCUGUGGCACUGACUGCCGUGGUGCUCUUGCUGCUGGCGAUGACCAGUUCCUCUCUUGCCGCGAUAAUUACCGUCCGAAACCAAUGUCCAAUUUGGAUUUCGGUUUGUCAAGAGUCCUUGAGAAGGCCUGCAACCUGCUUUGCUCUGAGCCCUAGGACUGGUGCACGGUCGAUGAAUGUAGGUAGGGUCUGGGAGUCGGCUAUCAUUUCGGGGUUCCGCGGCAACAACGCAAAUGUUCAACAAGGGAUACAAGCCAAGCCACAAGCAAACUUGGCCGAGUUCACGCUCGGAUUGAACAACAUGGACAAGUACGAUCUCAGCAAUGUGGUGAGAGGCAUUUGCAAGCUGCUGAUAGCAGAGUCACCAACUUCACAGUGGCUCACACUGAUUACGUGAUGGAUG